AAUGGACACCAUAAAUGUGGUUACACUAGACAAUCGGUCCGAGGACCGAUAUUUUAACGGCAAGACCAACAGCAGACCAAAAUAAGUCGGUCAUGUCCAUUGCGCGUAGACUCGUAUGCUAAAUUCAGGCACUUGGAACUUGCACAUUUCUCAACGAAAACCACCAAGCGAUAUCUCAAAAGAAUAAGAAAAAAAUUCUAAGAAUUUUGAUACCAAACAAAUUGGUUUUUAUUACAUCUAAGAGAAAAUCGAGGCUCCUAAAGUUUCCCGUAGACAGAGCAUAGGAUUUGAAUCCACGGUUUGGUUUGUUUUCACGCAUAUGCUUUGUCUACGGGAAACUUCAGGAACCUCGAUUUUCUCUUAGAUGAAACAAAAACGAAUUUGUAUGGUAUCAAAAUUCUUAGAAUUUUUUUCUCAUUCUUUUGAGAUAUCGUUUGAUAGUUUUCGUUGGGAAGUGUGCAAGGUGCAAGUGUAAACAUCAGCAGGCCGAUGGCCAGCACGGAAUUGGCAGUCUGAGUACAGAUAAGUAUCUGGUUGCGCGCGGUUUAAGUGUAACCACAUUUAUGGUGUCCAUUGUAAGCUAACAAUAAGAAAUUUAUGAAUUUCAGCUCGAUAACGAACUGCUUGACCCUUUCGAACGUGUCUGCUUAUGUCUAUCGUGAAUACCACUACACUGUGACUACAGGCGGCACACUGCGCUCGGAUACCUUGACCGCGGAUUGUAAUCAAAUUGUAGUUUGGUCUGGCAGGCAGAGUCCAUUCAACAAUGGCUAUCGGCGUUAGUCUGCUUCAGGGCAACAGUUUAUCACGUUCAGACCUAAUUAUUACUUUGUCAGGGAGCUAAACUCUUGCCCAAGAGUUAAGGGAGUUUUAAUUUUUAGAGUUUUACGGCAGUUUUUUUACGAUACUGUGAUGGCGAGCUUCAAUCAUAUCAUUAUGAACAGCGUGAGUCCAGUCGUACUGCGGCUCAUUUCUCCAUCUUCGAAGACAUCGCGUUUAGAUGAAGCGAAGAAAGUUUUGACGGCUCUGCGGAAUGCUGGAGCAUCCCUGAUUUCUCUUCAAUCGCACUUGGUUACAUAUGUGGAUUUCAAGCCUGCUUUAUGCAAAAAUCCGGACGAUCGGCAGCGGUACUGCAACCUGUUGCUGUGGAUAACAGACGCCGCUGCUACGCAAGAUGGAACAGUGCCACUGCGCCAAAUUGGUGGCUGUGGGGAAAAUGGGCACGACGAGCUGGACUUCAGUGUACUGCGGAUUGAAAUCGGUCCCAGGUUGAAUUUCAAGACAAGCUUUUGUACGAAUGCAUUGUCGAUUAUGGCGGCGCUGCACUUGAACGCAGUGGAACGGAUCGAAAGAAGCAGGAUCUAUGAACUACGGUUUGACCGCCAGUUGAAGGCCGCUGCAUUCAAAGAAAUAAAAACUCAGUUUCUGGAGCAUUAUAUGGACGCGGUUCUGGAAUGCGAGUACACUGCGCCUAUCACGUCCUUCGCAGUUGAUAUUCCCCGGCAGCCGAUUAAAGAAAUUGAUGUCAUGACACAGGGGAAAGAAGCACUAAUUUCGGCUAAUAAGGAAUUAUCGCUCGGAUUCGAUGAAGACGAUUUGGAGUAUUACUUCCAACUUUUCGCAUCGAAGCUACACCGUAAUCCCACGAAUGCCGAAUGUUUGGAUCUAGCGCAGUCCAACAGUGAACACAGUCGGCAUUGGUUUUUCAACGGCCGCAUGACCAUUGAUGGCAAAGAGAUGCCACGAUCGCUGUUUCAAAUGGUCAAAGACACUCAAAAUUACAGCAACCCGAAUAAUGUCAUCAAAUUUUCGGACAACAGCAGUGCCAUAAAAGGGUUUGAAAUUCGCAAGUUUCAACCCGUCGUCGCAGGCGAGCCGGCACAGUUCAUAGCGGCGGAAGGAGAACGGCAUAUUAUCUUUACUGCAGAAACGCACAAUUUUCCAACUGCGGUGGAACCAUUCAGCGGAGCUACUACUGGAACCGGAGGUCGAAUUCGGGAUGUGCACGCUACGGGGCGUGGUGCCCAUGUCAUCGCUGGUACAGCGGGAUAUUCGUUCGGCAACUGCCAUAUUCCAGGCUUCAGCGCCGUUUGGGAAAACGAUACUGAUCAGUUCCCGGGGAAUUUUGCUCAUCCGCUCAAAGUUAUCAUAGAAGCUAGCAACGGCGCUUCUGACUACGGAAAUAAAUUUGGAGAACCGGUUAUUUGUGGAUUUGCUCGGUCAUUUGGUGCACGAAUUAAUGGCGGAGAGCGGCGCGAAUGGAUUAAACCGAUUAUGUUCAGUGGCGGCAUUGGAAGCAUCGAUGCCGAAUGGAUUACCAAGUUUAAGCCUGCAACAGGCAUGGAUGUCGUAAAGAUUGGCGGGCCAGUGUACCGGAUCGGGUUAGGCGGUGGCGCUGCGUCUUCAACCGUAGUGCAAGGAUCAAAUAAUGCAGCCGUUGACUUUAACGCUGUUCAACGUGGCGAUGCGGAGAUGGAGCAGAAGCUGAACCGAGUUAUCCGCGGUUGUAUUGAAUCCAAAGAUAAUCCUAUAGUUUCCAUACAUGACCAAGGAGCUGGCGGCAAUGCAAACGUAUUGAAAGAAAUUGUCGAGCCAGCUGGUGCGAUCAUUAGGGCAGACAGUUUCACACUGGGCGAUGAGACCGUGAGCAUCCAUGAAUUAUGGGUGGCUGAAUAUCAGGAAAGCGUUGCUGUCCUUGUACCCAAAGACCAAAUUCACGCGGUAAAACAGAUCGCGCAACGGGAACGAUGUCCGGUUGAUGUCGUUGGCGAAAUUACCGGCUCAGGAAACAUCAUACUGGAAGAUUUUGCUUCCUACGACGAAAGUGCACCGCCUUCGAUUAAGCCCAUCAAUUUACACCUGGAUUUGGUUUUGGGAAAUGUUCCAAAGAAGCAUUACGAGCUGGAAAGAAUGCCCGAAAUUCUGUCGAGAUCGGACGGAAUUCCUGUGAGCAGAAGUGAUUUCUUGGAAACCGUCAGACAAGUUCUACAGCUACCAAGCGUUGCUAGUAAACGAUAUCUGACUAACAAGGUUGACCGUUCCGUGACAGGACUUGUUGCUCAACAGCAAUGCGUCGGUCCCUUCCACACUCCUUUAGCUGACGUCGCUGUGAUUGCUCUGUCCCAUUUCGACACCGUCGGAAGUGCUACUGCUAUUGGAGAGCAACCGAUCAAAAUGCUGUUUGACGUUAAACGUGGGGCGCGGUUGACCGUCGUGGAAGCACUGACCAAUCUCAUGUUUGCUAAGAUUUCAUCCCUAAAGGAUGUGAAGUGUAGUGGAAACUGGAUGUGGCCGGCUAAACUGCCGGGCGAAGGCGCCGCGUUGUACGACGCCUGUGAAGCCAUGUGUAGCGUGAUGAGAGAUUUCGGGAUUGCCAUUGACGGUGGAAAAGAUUCGUUGAGCAUGGCUGCGAAAUGCUAUGAUGAAGUGAUCAAAGCGCCAGGCACGUUGGUAAUAUCAGCCUACGCCCCGUGCCCUGAUAUCAGAAAAAAGGUCACCCCCGAGUUCAAGGCACCAAACGGAAGAGGGGCGAUCUUAUGGGUUGACUUGAGUAACGGACAGCGUCGCCUUCAAGGUUCGGCGUUUACGCAGGUCCACAAUGCUUAUGACAUGUACGAUGAAGUUCCGGAUUUGGAAUCAGCUGAAGAUUUUGUGACGGCUUUCAAUAUCACGCAACAGUUAAUUGACGACGAACUCUUGACAGCCGGACACGAUAUUAGCGAUGGUGGCCUGAUGGUAUGCCUGCUGGAGAUGGCCAUUGCUGGGAAUGUUGUUUUCGAUGUGAAAGUCCCAGUUUCCAAAAAUUACGAAUGCGAACCGGAAAGUGUUUUGUUUUCGGAAGAAGUUGGAUGGGUGUUGGAAGCCGAUUUUUUGAAUUCCUUGCGCAUCCAGAAUGCAUUUCGAGCGGCAGGAAUUACCUGUCAGCUAGUGGGACAUACACAUGCUACUCUUACCCUCGCACGGGAUCUAAAUGGAAAAGACGUAUAUCCGCCUUUUGUCAGCUUGAACGAGCGCCUGGUCUAUGGAGCAGACCGCCGAGGAAUUGCCGGAAUACGGUUACAGUGGGAAGAGUUCAGCCAGCAGAUUGAAAUGUUACAGUGCGAUCCAGAGUGUGCCGAUGCACAGAAAGAGUGGCUGGCAACUUCCGCAUGCCCAUCGUUCCACGUUAAUUUCAUGUCGGAUUUCGACUUGAGCGAUGUUGACUUCUUCCGAAAUUUGACAUUAAUAACUCCCGCGCACCGAGUUGCCGUCAUGCGAGAAGAAGGCAGCAACGGAGACCGCGAAAUGGCCGUAGCAUUUCAUAUUGCCGGUUUCGAAGUGUGGGACGUGACCGUGCAGGAUCUACUCGAUCAGCGUAUUACUUUGGAUAUGUUCCGAGGAAUUGCUUUUGUUGGGGGUUUCAGCUAUGCUGAUGUAUUUGGAUCCGCUAAAGGAUGGGCUGCUGUGUUGGCAUCAAACGAUAUUACGCGUACACAGCUGGAGAGAUUUUUUCAGCGAUCGGAUUCGUUUAGCUUGGGUGUGUGCAACGGAUGUCAGUUGUUGGCCCUUUUAGGGAUUGUCGGCAGUACUGCUCCUGUUAAAUUUGGUAUUGAAAACGCAAAAGCCGUUCUCAAGCAUAAUCGCUCUGGACGUUUUGAAUCAAGAUUUUCUACCGUGCGAAUUGAGAACACAUCCGCCAUUAUGCUGAAAAAUAUGAUCGGGACCCAGAUUGGUGUUUGGGUUGCACAUGGAGAAGGUCGUUUUGAAGUUGAAGAGGACGUGGGGCAUCUGAGCCAGCAAGGAUGUAUCGCUGUGCGAUAUGUUGAUGAUACCGGCAGGCCAGCGGAAACGUAUCCAUGGAAUCCCAACGGAAGUCCGUUCGGCAUAGCCGGAAUGUGUUCUAUCGAUGGACGUCACUUGGCUAUGAUGCCGCAUCCUGAAAGGAGCAUCUUGACUUGGCAGUGGCCAUGGCGCCCGGACACAUAUAGCUGGCCAAAAAAUGCUAUCUUGUCGCCAUGGACCCAAAUGUUUAAAACGGCUUAUGACUGGUGUGAAUUCGACCGUUACGGUUGAAACCUGCUAAGAUGCAAUUGUUUCGCACUAUAUUUUCGAUCAGUAUUAUUCUAUUAUUUGUUUCAUAUUGCGCUAAUAUUCAAGUUCACGAUUUGUUUGAACGUUUGCGGUUCGUUAAUUGUUUCAAAGUUUUGCUUCGCUGUUGGAGCGGUGUUUAUGUUGCUAUGUAUUACUGUACUGCAUCUUUCAGAUGGCUGGUUGCCAGUGGUUGGUGUCCAAACGCAUGUUUUUUAACAUAAAAUUGAUUGUGCGCAACGAUUUCAACUUUUCUGUUUAAAUCUCGAUAUAA
Molecule: messenger RNA, 5341 nt
Organism: Paramacrobiotus metropolitanus
Lineage: Eukaryota; Metazoa; Tardigrada; Eutardigrada; Parachela; Macrobiotidae
Product: phosphoribosylformylglycinamidine synthase-like
Exons: 22
Coding region: 913-5052 (1379 amino acids)
Biological process (GO): 'de novo' IMP biosynthetic process
Molecular function (GO): phosphoribosylformylglycinamidine synthase activity
Source: RefSeq, a predicted model, not a curated record